UUUCUAGUAAAAAGAUCGAACCGAACCGUCCGUUUGGCGUGGUACAAAGUUUUAGCACCACAAACGAAACCUUUGAAAGCUUGACAUGCUGAAAGCAACCAACCAAGCACCGAGCGAAACCAAGAACAGCAAGAGCACGCACCGCGAAGGUGGUAAUGCUGCCGUCGGUGAUUCACAUGCCCAACGUCACCGUCACCCCGAAGGUCAGCAGCCAACAGAUCGCGCUGGUGAAAUAUGUUACGAUCUAGCGCACUUUCGUACCGAGCGCGUGUUGAGCAAUAAUAGCACGCACAAGAGUGUCACUCUGCUGGGCCACUUUGCGAACCUUCCGUCACCGAAGCGGCACGCGAUCGUCGUGCUGGAGAAGCGAGCCUUUACAGAGGCCGAGGUAACGUCGUCGGGCGACGCGAGCGCUACGCCAACACAGCGUGAUAAGCCACCGCAACCUGACAGUGAAAGUGAAAACGGGAGUAAAGACGGCGAAAAGCCCGUCGAGAAGACAAAGGCCAACAGCGUCGAGAGCGAGCGGACGUUUUUCACGUCAGCAUCCCAGUUGGAAAAAGAGUUCGUGAACGACAUUUAUGGCAACUUUCUGUGCACCGUCAAUCCUGCCCUGAAUCGUUUAAAAGUGACCAUCAUCUGCCCAGCUGAGGAGAAGCACGUCGUCAAGUACACGGUACAGAAUCGGUUCCUGGUGGAAGAAACGCCCGACUUGUACAAGUCUGUUACCUUACCGCAUCUCGAGCAAGGGCAGCUUAGUUUGGAGUGGCUUUACAACGUGCUCGACCACCAUAAGGAGAAGGAAAGGAUCGUUUACGAGGAUCCUUGUAACGUGAACGGUUUCAUACUGCUUCCGGAUCUGAAAUGGGACGGUAAGACGGUCGAACAGCUGUAUCUUCUGGCGUUAGUCCGUCGCCGAGACAUUCGUUCGUUGCGGGAUCUUACCGCCGAACACUUACCGUUGCUCCGUAACGUCCGAUCGCGUGGUAUUUCCGCGAUCGAAGAGCGAUACGGUAUUGGGGCUGACCAGCUGCGAAUCUAUCUUCAUUACCAACCAACGUUCUACCAUUUGCACAUGCACUUUACUUACUUACGGCACGAUCCACCUGGAGUCGGUUGUGAAAAGGCACACUUGCUUUCGUCGGUUAUAAGUAACAUUGAAUUGCUACCCGAUUACUAUCAAAGAAGCACUCUUACGUACGCGCUGAAGGAAACGGAUAGACUGUACGAAAAACUUCGUGGCCAAACGUUGGAAGAACCGGUGGCAAAGCGCCCAAAAACGGAUCAUUCCAAGUCGGAGUAA
Anopheles cruzii is the source of this 1303-nucleotide messenger RNA. RefSeq names its product m7GpppX diphosphatase (gene Dcps). Gene Ontology annotation, molecular function: RNA 7-methylguanosine cap binding; hydrolase activity. Gene Ontology annotation, biological process: deadenylation-dependent decapping of nuclear-transcribed mRNA. Gene Ontology annotation, cellular component: P-body; nucleus. Lineage: Eukaryota; Metazoa; Arthropoda; Insecta; Diptera; Culicidae. The record is from RefSeq and is a predicted model, not a curated record. The transcript has 3 exons. The coding region runs from base 86 to 1303 and encodes 405 amino acids.